This is a messenger RNA of Talaromyces proteolyticus, 660 nucleotides long. RefSeq lists its product as uncharacterized. The coding region runs from base 1 to 660 and encodes 219 amino acids. The transcript has 5 exons. The record is from RefSeq and is a predicted model, not a curated record. NCBI's taxonomy places the organism in Eukaryota, Fungi, Ascomycota, Eurotiomycetes, Eurotiales, Trichocomaceae.
AUGCACCUCUCGUUGACAUCACCAUGUUGCCAAGGUAAAUCAUAUCCUGGUCGUGCUACAGAGAUGGCCCAUAAGGCCGACAACCACGUAACGGCAGAAGUUCAGAAACCCCCGUAUCGGUUCGGUGCUCUUGCGGUCUUGUCAAUGCAUAACCCUGUGCGAGCGGGAACUGAGUUACGCAUGGCAAGCACAACAUCAGGCUCCCUGAAAGAGUAUUAUUAUAUAGCAAAGCAUGACGCAUUUUGGGUGUGGGAGGUCGUGCAAGAGCUUGAUGUUCCCGUCCCUUUUCCCCCGCAUUAUCCGACUACCGAAGGUCUCGGCGCAGGAAACAAACUAGCAACAAGAAGGGAUCUAGUGGGUGCAGUGUUCCCCUUCAACCUUUGGAGGGCAUGCUAUUGCUGUUCGCCAUCAAAAGAGGAUUAUGCAUACCAUUUCAAGCCCAAUGUGGCCAUAACGAUAUUUGGUAACUAUUCCACCACGGGCUUAAAGUAUUGCAUAAUGAAAAAGGAGUCGACUGUUGUAUACUAUCCUUAUGACUCGAUAAAGAAAGUCCAAGAUUGGUGGAAAGACAUAGAUUUGCCACCUAACCAUAAGGAAGAUAUCGCACGAGCAAACUCCACAAGGCCAUUUAGGCUGCCAAGCAGCCAGCUGCUAGAAUAA